AUGCUCGCGCGCCAGCAGAUGUUCAGUAAAUAGGGAGUGCGCGCGGUGAGCUAAUAAGGACCAGACCAUCUAUUAAGAAAAUGCAAAAUGAUUUUUGAACAGGUAAAACAAUGCAAGCCAUUUCUUAAUUGCAUUCACUUUUCACUAACUGUCUGCGAUACUGGAAUUCUGUUGGAAUAAGUUUCCGCAGUGUUUGGAUGUACAGUCCACGCUUCUUAUUACGGAGAAUGGUGCGGAGAUGCCUUGGGUGCUAAUGCUGGUAAUGUCCCUAAAAUGAGCGCAGAGCAUGAGAAGCCACCUCUAACUCCAAAACCAAAGAUUCUCAGUCAACUGACUUUUAAAUUGCCUUCGACCCUCAUGUCAAGACCUCGUGCCUCCGCCAGGGGCCCCAAGCCUCCCGUGGCACCCAAACCCAAGAUGCUACAUGCAGGGGAGCCCUGCCGCCCAGAUGACCAGGACAGCCUCAGCAGGUGCAGCAAUGGAGAUCUGCAGUUCUCUGAGGAGGAACUGGAUCAGGAAAAUGAGUCUGAUGGGUCCCUGCCAGAAGAAGACGGGACUGAGGAGCAGCCCACAAUAUACGAGGAGGGAUGUGAAGAUGCGGAGAGGGGAGAAGAAGAGAGGGAGCCAGACAGUGAGGAAAAGAUGUCAACUCAUCCCACCAAAAUGGAAGGAACCUAUUCUGUGGACACACCAGAAAUUAGCGACACUGAAUGCUCUGCUGACUCAGCGUAUACAGCCGAGGUUACUGAUACGGAAUGCACAGGCGAUGAGGAACCAGAGAUCCCCAACGCUGCUGAAGUACCCGAGGACACCGGUGUGUUUUCAGAGUGUGAUGCAGCUUCAGGUGAUGAAGGAACCGAUCACCACCCACACACUGAGGACAAUCCUGAAGACUUAGGGGCAGGGAAAGAGAGCCCUACUGAGGAUUUAACCAUAAACCCAGCAGAUCCUGACCAGGAACUGCAGAGUAAGGAUGAUGGAACCUACAUUUCUGAUUUUGUCAAUGAGGAUGCAGAGAGUAGAGCCUCGGUAGGGGACCACACUCCACCAGAACCUUCUUCUUGUCAGGAGCCUGUGUUAGAAGCUAAUGCCUACUCAGUGGAUGUGAUUGGGAGUGGACCUCCUUUGAAGCAUACUGACUGUUCGUAUGAUGUCAUCAGUGCCUGUUGUGAUGCCUCAGAACCUUCACAGGAUCUGGAAGAUCAGAACUUUAAUUUCUUUACCAGUGAAAUGGAUAUAGGAAACAGUACAGGCUCAUUAGAAAAUUAUUUCCUUGCAUUAGAAAGUGCUCACAUCGUUCAGCCUUUCUCUAUUGACACAGAGUCUGCCACAGAUGUGGCUGAUGACCAGGACAUUGAGGCUGAACAUAAUAAGUUGGACCAUUUCUCUGACUAUAAAAAAUCCAAGCAGUGCUCUGUACUAGAGGAGCAGCUAGCUACAAACUCUGAAACCAACCUUGAGCCAUUCUACGUCUCUUCUGAGGACAUAGUUGAAAUUGAGGAGAGCCAAGCACAACCAGAGGAUGCUGAGAGUCUUCCAAAGGAACUGGUUCUAAUAACAGAGGCCAAAGAGACAACCAGCCACAGUGCAGAUGUUGAUAAUGACUCUCUCAGUGAAGAUGCUGAGUGCUUACAACAACUUGAAUGCGUGUCAUCCGAGGACUAUGUUGAGAUUGGUGACAGUGAUGACAGGGCUAAAAAUGUGAGCAAAAAAAAAGUGGCCAAAAACAGUAAAUGUCCUGACGCUGUCCACAACCAGUGUAAUAAUCAGCCACGCUUUAGGCUGUGCUCCAUAACCAUUCCUGCAGACAUGGAUAUAUGCAGGACCCCAGAGCUUACAGACAGGCUGGUGUUCACUGACGCCGCAGAUGUGUUUGGGGAUGAUAUGGACUAUGAAGGCCAUAUAGUGCCUUAUUUGGAGGAAACAGACACAGAGAGGGACAAUGUCAGUGAUGAACAUGUCUACGAGGAAGCAGGUCUUGAUUCAGAGGGUGAGAACUUCCUUGCCAUGGAUCGAAAAAGCAUUGUGACUCGUUCACGGUCUCUCUCUGGAAAAGUGCCUGGUUAUGUUCCAGAAACUGUCCCAGAGGAGACAGGCAUUGAAUAUCAAACCCAUGACUACUAUACCGUGGAUAAAAGUGGUCACCCUCUGAGUGACAGCGAACAGCUACCAAUAAAUCGAAUCAUCCCUUCCUCCAUAGCCCGACGUUUCAUUCUUUAUCCACGCUCCUACUCUGUUGAGGGGCAGGAAAUUCCAAUGUCUGUUUAUAGAGAGGAUGACUGUUUUCUGGGGGAGGAAGGCAGAAUUAAGAGAGCAGAUGACAACCUCUCCUUGCCGUGUGUCAUUGGAUCCUCAGGCAGCUUUUCCCAGCGAAGCCACCUGCCUUCCAGUGGUAUGUCCACCCCAACAUCAGUUGUAGAUAUUCCACCUCCUUUUGAGCUUGCCUCCAUUACUAAGAAGCCCAUCACUAAAAGCUCUCCAUCUCUUUUGAUUGAGAGCGACACUUCUGACAAGCAGAAAAAGAAGAAGUCCUCGUUCAAACGCUUUUUGACACUGAAGUUCAGGAGAAAGACAGAAAACAAGGUCCAUGUGGACGUGAACGUCUCCUCCUCACGUUCGUCCUCCGAGUCCAGCCACCAUGGACCCCUGCGUGUCCUGGACAUGGACAGGAGGAGCAUAGGCAGCUCUCCGCAGCUCAAGGUUCGGUCUGGGAAACCACAGCGCUUGUCAGACUCACCUACUACUUUCUUGUUCUACAAAGACGGAAAGAGAAAAGGAGGGCCAAAGACUUUCAGCAACAGGUGUGUGUCCCGGGUGGAGUCGUUUGAAGAUCGUUCUCGACCCCCCUUCAUGCCCCUCCCACUGACCAAGCCUCGGUCCAUUUCCUUCCCCAAUGCAGACACCUCUGAUUAUGAGAACAUUCCAGCCAUGAGCUCUGAUUAUGAGAAUAUCCAGAUCCCACCCAGACGACCCGCUCGAGCAGGGACUUUUGGAGAGUUCUUUGAUGACCCCAGUCGGGCUCUGUCCUCUGCCAAUGAGAAUGAUGGCUAUGUAGACAUGAGCAGUUUUACUGGAUUUGAAAACAAACCUCAAACAACGGAUCAAGAAACAGAAAGUGCCUAUACGGAGCCUUACAAGGUGUGCCCUGUCGCCGUUGGACCAUCAGAGGAGGUAGGAGGCGAGGAUGACCAAGGACGCACCUCAGAGGAGGAAGAGGGAGGGACAGAACAUAGUUAUGACAGACAGAUUGAUGGUCGAUCCAGGGCAUUCUAUAUUGCCAAAGAGCUGGUGGAUACGGAGAAAGAACAUGUAAAGGGGUUGAAGCUGCUCCAGGAGGAUUUCAGGCAGACAGUGGGGGCCCCAGUGGGAGAGGAGGGGGAGCCAGCGCUGGAGGAGGAGAGACUGGAGGAGAUACUCAGCAAUCUUCCGGAGAUCUACCAGCUCCACUGCCACAUCCUCACUGAGCUGGAGAGCCGCAUUGCACAGUGGGAUGAGAGCCAGCGGGUUGCUGAUGUCAUCUUGUCGUGCCGGGCGGAGUUCUCUGUCUUUGCACCUUACAUGGCCCAUUAUGACCGGAGCGUGGCCCUAUUGGAGGAGAGCUGCCAGAACAGCCCCGCCUUCGCCUCCAUUGCCAGGCAGUUUGAGCUGCAGAGUCCGUCCGGGAGGAAGGUCCCCCUGAAACAGCAGCUGCUGCAGGUCAUCGUGCGCGUGCUGCAGUACCGCAUGCUGCUCACAGAUUACUUAAACAACCUCUCUCCAGACUCCACAGAAUAUGAAGAUACACAAGCUGCUCUGGGGGUGGUCUCAGAGGUGGCUGACCAGGCCAAUGACAGUCUGAGGGAUGGGGAGAACUUGCUCCGCCUGGUUCAUAUUGAGUACAGCGUCAGAGGCCAGAGAGACUUGCUCCAGCCAGGAAGGGUGUUUGUGAAGGAGGGCACCCUGAUGAAAGUUUCACGGAAAAGCCGGCAACCGCGUCACUUGUUCCUGAUGAAUGACAUGAUGCUGUACACUUACCCACAGCAGGAUGGGAAAUACAGACUGAAGAAUGCUCUCACACUCGUCGGGAUGAAGGUCAGCAAGCCCCUGAUAGAGAACGUGCAGUACGCCCUGAGGAUCGAGGUGUCGGACAUCUCCAUCACGCUCUCAGCCAGCUCGUGUGGGGAACGGGACGACUGGUACCACGUGCUGAGCCGUACGGUGGAGGAUCAGGCCAGGGGCCAGGGGGCCUGCAGGAGUUCCAGUGCAGAGGCUCGGGAGAAGGUGUGGAUGUCUCUGGGGGAGAGCGCGCCGACCCUGGUGCCCGUAUCCCAGGUGAUGAUGUGCAUGAACUGCGCCUCGGACUUCUCCCUCACCCUGCGCCGGCACCACUGCGCCGCCUGCGGGAAGAUCGUGUGCCGGGGCUGUUCGAGGAACAAGUACCCGCUGAAGUACCUCAAGGACAGGAUGGCCAAAGUGUGCGACCGUUGCUACGCUGAGCUGAAGAAGCGAGGGGGCAGCGUUGCGGGAGCAACCGGCAAUGACAGUCCCCGGCCCAACCGGUCCAGCCGGCCCCUCUCCACCGUCUUCCAGAACAUUCACCCGCCCAACCUGUGGAGGCACAGGAAGACUACCGUCCCUCUGAACCAGGUGGCAGGGUCGGCGGAGGGCUCGACCGGGAGCGGUCUGCACCGCUGCAAGAGGAGCAAGAGGAACUGGAAGAAGCUGUGGUUCCUCCUAAAAGACAAGGUGCUCUACGUCUCCUCCACCAGUGAGGACAAGGUGGCAUCAGAGAGCUUGCCUCUCCUUGGCUUCACUGUGAAGCUGCCAGACAAACCAGAGGAGGAGGAAGUUACGAAUGUUUUCCAACUGUACCAUAAGAAGACCCUGUACUACACCUACAGAGAGGAAAAUAACACUGCACAGAGAUGGGUCAAUGCCAUAGAGGAGGCCACAGUCUUAUAGCAGCGGCCAUCUUGAGUGUUAGAACUGCACGUCUGCUACUCACUCUUCACCUCCCUGAGGGCCUGCUGAGCUGCUCUUCUCUUCUGUCAUACCAUCCUUUACAAUGCCUGAAUGUAAAAAAAAUAAGAAGAGAAAGAGAAGCUUUUUUUGACAUUGGGGACUACGUGCGAUUGUACAGAAGAUAUGUAACACAUCGGGAAUUUCAAAAGAUACUUGUUUCUGCGCAUUGAAGUACUUCCGCUACCUGGUGUGCUACUUGGGUUUCCUUUCUUCAGAUGGAUCCUCUGAUCGUUGCCCAAUGUCUGUGCUGGUAUGAAACUGAGACCUACACGGUAUUCACUGGCCAAUCAGAGGCCCCUGGAUGCUCACUUCCUCUGGAGCUGAUCUGUACAGUGUUGCCAAACACAGCCGCUAAUGCAACAGUUUUGUACAGUGUGUUCAGCUAGUGUUAUGUUUGUUCCUUUUUUAAUGCUGCUACUCACUCUUUCACACAUGCAUUCACUGCAACCACGGCAGGGGUAGAGAGGCUAGGUUUGUUCUACUGUCAUAAGAUCUUGAGAUCAGUGGCAGUGUGUCGUUUAUUUCAUUCUGUACCCCUACCAUAACAUUUUGAUAGUCGUGUUGAGAAAGACAUAUCCAAUAUCCUGACAUUGGUGGAAUUACUGAAAGUAAUUUUAAAAUUCUCAGAAACAAUCAAUGCAGACAAGCGAGAAACAGUCCUGGCCUUCUCAGAGCUGAUAUAAUUUGAGCCAUAUUCACCCAGUUUGAAACUAUAUUUGAGUCCAAGUAAAAGCCAGUUAAGCUUCAUCAUCCAUCACAGCAAAUUUAGCUUGGUCCCUUACACACCAUACAGUAAAACCAAUUGGACAGUGAUAAAAAUGCCAUGCACAGACCUCACUGAUUUUAAACAAGCAAAAUCCUAUGUAUAUUAUGCAUAAUACACACAUACAUUUUUUCCAUUAUUUCCAUUUCCUUAUACAGAACAACUGCUUUUGAAUGGCUGCAUUUUAGUGGAAUCUUCCUGGAAAAAUACACUGCUCAACACCCACGGUCCACAGUUCAAUGCUCUGACCACUGCACCACAAACUUUUCCAUGCUGUCAGUAAGUCUAUAUUUGCCAAGAAAGAAUGUGUUUCCAUAGGGUGUGUGCGCAGUUAAAUAUGAAAAACGAUUACCUUAAAAGCAAAACAAUCGGGACGCUAUAUAUACACAGCCAUUAAUUUUGUUAUUUGGCUGCAUAGAUGGAAGGACAACACCUGGCAUUUGGCGAGAUGGUUUAUGUUGGGGGGGAACUGAACUGUGGCCUCAUUUAUAAACAAGAACAUAAGUAUUUAUAAAGAGGAGGAACUCCCACGGGGUAUAAGCCUAACCCAAGGGACGCCAAAUUAGGUUCUUCUUUGUCAUUUCUCACACUUGUAUUCUCCACUCAUGCAUUAAGAUUGUGCUUUAAGAAUAGGGUUUAAAAAGAGAAGAGGAUGUAGUAUAUACUAUUGAAAUGGCUGUAGGUUGCACAGUGAAGAGCGCUAUUGUUCAUCAUUUGUCUCGUGGAGGUUAAUGCGCCUUUUUUCUUCUUGUGCUACUGCUACAAAUAUAGAUAAGCAUGGCUGUGCAUUGCGACAAGCCGGAUGUCCUGGAUUAUAUAUGGAAUCAGUUCCACCAAGGAAUAAACCCCUAUUUUCAUUUAAAUGCCAAGGGAACAUCGAUAGAACUUGUGGUGCUUUUCAGAACCAAUAGUUUGCCUAAUGGUGUGGGCUGUUUGUUUCAAGGGCCCUGCUUCAGAUAGGCCCCUUCUCCUGAAAAAUAAGAUUAUUGUAGGGUCAGAUCUGCCAGUUCCCAUCUGAACUCCCUCUGGUUCUUGCAUUCUUUUCUUUGUUCAGCAAUAAAUGGCUUACUAUCUAAUAUGAUUUAAAGUGCGUGUAGCAUGUUUCAUGCUACAUUUCCAUUCAAAAAAUUGUCAUAUCACCCAUUUCAGCAGCCCCACAUGUUAUGUUAGCAUCGGCUUGAAUUCAUGCAUUGACUUGAAGUCGUUGAUUUAUUCACAAAGCCCAGUUGUGGGAUUAAUAUUGUGUUGUAUUCUAUGUACAGCUUUUGCCAGACAUUUUCAUUCGGUGCUUCAUUUCUUUGACACAUCACACAAAAUAAGGAAUCAAUAUUCUAAAAUCACAUUAUUAAUGGCCUUUAUACUGCCUAUGUUAGCUCAUUGUAAUAUAUUACCCCCUUCCUGUUAAAUAGAUAGAACAUUAGAAAUGGAAAACUUCCUGCCCAUUGAAUCAGCCCUGGGUUUCUGAAUUUAUUUGGCCCUGGUUACCUGGCUGCAGUCGCUGCUUGUGUUAUUUUUAUCUCGAGCCGUUUAUGGCUUUCCCAUGCCGUCGUCACAUCGGUUUCUCCCAAGCUGUAAUCCUGUAAACAGCCCCACGCUUUGAGACCGGAGCCUAGCCAGAACUCUACCCCGCUUUAUCCACUUCUGAUUUCCCAUGCGUCGGAUUCCGCGUGUCCGCGAUUCAUCAUCUCCCUGGAGACGACACAGAACCUGUCUGAAUGUCAGCGUCUGGAGGAAUAAAAAUCACUUUUUAUGCCUCCUCCCAAAAAGGAUUAUCAGUGCCAACUCCAAUACUACAUCUGAGCCCACCAGCAAUUCCGCUCAGUCUGCUACCGCUUCUCUAAGCUGUGAGACAUGCCUUGUCUCUUUAAAUUAUCUCUUCUCUGUGGAUACACUCUCUCUGUCACUCGUUCAAUGCAGUGUGGACCCAAGAGUGUGUGAGUGAAAUUCAGACUGCUGUGCAUUUUCUCUUUUGGUUACACUGGAGAGAAGUGUUACAGGGCAUUGUUGCACAUCAGUGUUAUGAUAAAUUACAUGGAAAAAUAAUGGGCAGAUUUAGCAUCAGUUUCUCAUUAAUAAGCCAGAUACACCUGCUUAAUAAUAAUGGAUUGCAUCAUGAAAUCCACAAAUUUACUUGUUAAUUUAUUAUCAUAUUUCCCGAAAUACCUUGGGAUUAAAAUCAAGCCAAAUGAUAAUAAUUUCCCAUCUGUGCCAUCUGCUGUUAAAUUUGUAAGGCCAUCAUUUGAAUGUGGUUUGGUUAUAUUUUAUUGUUGAAGGAUAAGAUUUGUGAUUGGCCGCUGAAUUUAAAUUCUGUGCAGUUAGAGAUAAAGACAAACUCUGCUUCAGGGAGAGGAUGGCGGAGUGGUAAAGUUUUAAGUGGGAAAGCCAUCCAGUAUGGAGGUCAUUCAUAGUGAUUGCGCAGUGCUGCCACAAAGAAAAAAGGAUAGGAGAAGGUUAAGAAUAGGAGAUCAUAAACCCAGGGAAGGCAUUAGUCAUCAAUCCAGCCCUCAAACUGGCUCAUAAUUAUUUUAGAUUUAGGAUUUUGCUUUUAUGCUGCACUACUAAGAAUAGAAACAAUUCAGAAGUUAGAGGAAUGUAUGACAAAAUGUACACUUUUUUGCUGGUGACUGGUGAGAUGCUGUGUAUUUUUCAACACUCAAAAUCACAUUUGUAAAAUAUGAGGUUUGAUGACAAGAAAGUUGUUGGAGGUAUUAUCUUAGCUACUUGAAGGAUAAUAUACAUUUCCAGGAAGUUCUUUAUUUGUAUUUGUUCAAAUUCUGUCCUACAAAUUCACAUACUAUACUGAGGAUUUGACACCAGUUUAUUUAUUAUGUUUAAUGUUUUACAAUAGCAUUUUAAAGGGGUGAUGAUGGGUAGAGGACUAUACAGUUAGUCAUGUAUACAGUAGUGUACUUUCUUUAAGCAGACUUUUGACAGUGAGAUUAUCUGAUAGAGUUCUAUUUUUCGACAAUAUACAAAGUGCCAAAUCAUACAGGCAUGUUCAGCUGUCAGUGCAGAUUGGAUCAUAAUUCAUGUGAAAAUGUUUUAAAGCACAGAUUUUGUUCUGAAGCAUACUUUUUUUUUCUGUCAUUGCAGCAUAUGUCUUCUUUGUUAUGUACUGUAAUUUUGAAAUGGCCUUGCAUAAAUUCAACUGUAAAUAUAUAAAUACAAUAUUAAAAGUUAAACAUUAUUUUUGCUUUAUUUGCACUGGUAGAAGGAAAAUACAACAGGAAUGGAAUGUUAUUACUGCCACUGAGAUGUUAUUUUUCUGGCUGCAAUUUUGAAUCAAUCUGUGCUAAACCAGCAGUGUUUUUGUCCAGUGGUGUGAGCCUUCUUGUUCAAUACAGUGAGCUUGAAACAUUAUUUUUUGUAAAUAGUUCGUAUAAAAUGGAUACACUAUUUAAAAUGUGCAGGCAAAAAUUAAGUAUAAAAAAAUAAAAACAAUAACAUCCCAACAUGCAAUAACAAGGUGUAUUGAUUUUCCCCUAUGAGGUGGGGGACAUGUUAGAACAUAAACAGCCUGAUAAUUGUGAGGUCAUCAUAAUGCUGAUACUCUUUUCUUGCAGUAUGGUAACUAGAUAGGCUAAAUGUAUGCUUGUGCAAGUUUAAUGCGAGUGUGUACUGGUGUGCGCACUUGGCUCUAAUUGCUCUGGGAUAUUAUUGCAGGUGUCCACUAGGUGGCAGUACUACCAUACAAAUUAGGCUCAUUGACGGAAUGUCUGCACAUUAUUUUUUAUAUUUCACAUACAAAUAAUGUAAUGAAUGACUGAGUGGAUUAGGGUUUAAAAAAAACAUCUUUUAGCUAUCAAACUUUGCAACUGUGUGAAGAUUUCUGAGGGAGGUAUUUUCCACUUGCUUGCUGGUCAGCCCUGGAUUUCUACCGUUUGAAUUACUUUUGUAGAUUAUGUCUGACUAUCCUUUUCCCAAAAGGAUCUACAUUGGGAACCUAUUCUAUGUUGUAUAGAAAACUGAGAUCCUUAUAUGACUGCACAGCACAGAAGCCACAUUAAAAGGGAAGAUGCCAGUUGGUUUGUCCUAACUGUUAAUAUCAUUGUCUUGGUGUGGUUUUUCUAAUAUAUCUAAAUAAAUACUGUUCAUGGGAGUUCAUUUUA
Anguilla anguilla (European eel) is the source of this 9873-nucleotide messenger RNA. Its product is annotated as FYVE, RhoGEF and PH domain-containing protein 5-like. Gene Ontology annotation, molecular function: guanyl-nucleotide exchange factor activity; metal ion binding. Gene Ontology annotation, cellular component: cytoplasm. The record is from RefSeq and is a predicted model, not a curated record. The transcript is spliced from 21 exons. Bases 274 to 4941 code for a protein of 1555 amino acids. Lineage: Eukaryota; Metazoa; Chordata; Actinopteri; Anguilliformes; Anguillidae.